This is a messenger RNA of Corticium candelabrum, 1337 nucleotides long. RefSeq lists its product as uncharacterized. The record is from RefSeq and is a predicted model, not a curated record. Bases 231 to 1202 code for a protein of 323 amino acids. Lineage: Eukaryota; Metazoa; Porifera; Homoscleromorpha; Homosclerophorida; Plakinidae. The transcript has a single exon.
CACACACACACACACCCUCACUCUCCCCGCCUCCAUCUCAUCAUCAUUAUUAGUCUAGAAAAAAAUCAACACGUUUUGCGUUGCACGGGUGUAUGUGUGAUGUCAAAUGAACGGAUUAGACUAACAACUGACCAAUUAGCCACAUCACACGUCAUCAACCACUGGCAACCUGCACAGAAAUGUCAUCCUCAACUCAUCGGUCGGUCCUCUCUUGAUGUCCUGUCCUCUCCAUGUUUGACACACACAUCGUCGCACAACGUCAGCAGCAAACGCAAACGCACAGCUGCGUACGAGUGUGCGUGCAAGCUGCAGGCGCCAGCCAUCACAUUACGGCUCAUCGAGUUCGAGGCGCCGACGCGGAAAGCUUCAUUUGGCCAUCCAACGCGGUGCAACACGUCUCGCAAGCCUCGCUCGAGUUUCAACUCGCUCUGGAGUCGUUCAUACAGCCGAGUACGCUGCAAAAGGGCAGCACUGCUCGACGGAGGGCAUCGGGUGUUGUUGCUAAGAGAAAGACGAGACCCAACACAACGCAUUUCAAUACAAGGCACGAAUUUUUUCCGUCGCAUUUUCCGCCGUUGGGUGGACGGAGUCCGCUCGUGUCGAAGAUGGAACGCGUUGUGGGUGUGAGUCCCAAUGUUGGUGGCGUGAGCGGCAAGCAGAUCAUGAACACGGCGACGGAAGUAAAUGGGAAGUCGACGAUGCAGGCGGAAGUAAACGGGAAGUCGACGGUGCAGGCGGAAGUAAACGGGAAGUCAACGGUGCAUGCGGCGGCUUCUUACCUGCAGGUUUCGGCGUCGAAUACGAGGCUGCCUCGAGUGUGGACGAGAUCUCAGUCGCGUGAAGCAAGUCGAGUGAAACUUCUCGAGCCGUCUGUGCCGUUAGCGUUACAUGAGAGUAGUCAUGGUCUCAAGGUCAACAAGAGUGAUGCCUACAUGCUGGUUCCAAGUAACGGAGUGAAGUCACACUUGCAACAGAAGAAAAAUCCGUUUCUUAGCGCGCCUACAGGCAAGUGCAUGUGGGAAGGUAAUGAUGUGGAGUUGAAGUGGGAGGAUUUUCACAGUUGGAAUCCUGGAUGUUCGUAUGAUGUUUUCCUUCGAUGUUGGAGUUGGCUGAAGGAUCAGUAUAUGAAGGUUCCCGAACUGCGACCUCAUUAUUGUAAGCUGCAGUCUUUCUUACUGGAUAGUGAUUCUGAUGAACUGUGAUGUUAACUUAAUUAAUCUAAUUAAUUUGCAAGUGAAAACUAUGGCUUGCAAUGUACGCCAUACAUGAUAUUAUGUAUUCUAGCAAGUAAUUUGUUGAUACUGAUAUUUUUCUUAUGCAAAUGUUGAUAUUCUAUA